Babesia microti strain RI is the source of this 2955-nucleotide messenger RNA. RefSeq names its product pre-mRNA-processing factor 6. The record is from RefSeq and is a predicted model, not a curated record. Gene Ontology annotation, biological process: mRNA splicing, via spliceosome; spliceosomal tri-snRNP complex assembly. Gene Ontology annotation, molecular function: protein binding. The transcript has 11 exons. Bases 1 to 2955 code for a protein of 984 amino acids. Gene Ontology annotation, cellular component: catalytic step 2 spliceosome; U4/U6 x U5 tri-snRNP complex. NCBI's taxonomy places the organism in Eukaryota, Apicomplexa, Aconoidasida, Piroplasmida, Babesiidae.
AUGUCAUUGCUACCUGGCGCCAGACAAUUUAAUCCUGGAAACUAUGAGCCGCCAAAAACGUAUACUCCCGGAACUGGCAGAGGUGCAACUCCAAUUAGUACCAGGGCUGACUUUGGAAUCCAUUCAAUCGGUAAAAUGGACCAAUUUGGAAUGCCACCUCCCGGUUAUAUUCCGGGUAAGGGGAGAGGAGCAACUGGAUUUGCCGGAGGAGUUUCCCGUGAUGAAGUAGCCACGGGAACUAGUACUGUAGAGGCUGAAAAUAACGAUCUGUCAGAUUCAAAUUUCGACAGCUUCCAUGGGUAUAACGAGGCACUAUUCCGUAAUGCUGAAUAUGACGAUGACGAUCGGGAAGCAGAUGACAUCUACGACGCCAUUGAUCAACGAAUGGAUCAGAGGAGGAAGAAACAGAGGGAAAAAGAUUUGCAACAGGAAAUGCUAGAAGCAUCUAAAAGAAGUACAAUCCAAUCACAAUUACAUGCAGCUAAGCGCGCCUUAUCGACUAUAUCACUUGUUGAAUGGGAAUCAAUACCCACCGUUGCAGAUUCAUCUCUCAAAAAGAACAAAAAACAGGUCAUUCGUUACAGUCCAGCUCCUGAUACGUUAUUAAUUAGCUCAAAGGGCAAUAUCAGUGAGUUAAAUGCUCAAACGCCAAUUGGCUUAGGGUUAGCUACACCUUUGGGCCUUAAAACUCCCAUUAAUGCUGGACUGAGAACCCCUAUGGCUAUGACCCCAGGUACAAUGAGUGUUGGGAAUCGAACCCCUUCCCUUAAUGACCUUGGUGAGGCAAGGGGUACGGUACUUUCGGCUAGAUUGGAUAAGAUGUUAGAUAGUGUCACUGGCCAAACUACGGUAGACCCUAAGGGCUACCUUACCAACCUAAACUUGCAGGGACAAGGAGUAGAUAUGGGAGAUACAAAAAAGGCCAGGCUGUUACUAAAAUCUGUGACCACGACAAAUGCCAAGCAUUCGCCAGGGUGGAUAGCAGCGGCCAGAUUGGAAGAAUUGGAAGGUAAAAUGGACGCUGCAAGGGAGAUCAUCGCUCAGGGAUGUAUCAAUUGCCCAGAAAGCGAGGAUGUUUGGCUUGAAGCUGCUAGGCUGGAAACCCCAGAGGCAGCCAAAGCAAUUUUGGCUAAAGCUGUGCAAAAAAUACCUGACUCGGUUAAACUAUGGCUUGACGCCUGUAAUCGCGAGAGCGAUAAGGACAACAAAAGGAAGAUACUACGUAAAGCAUUGGAAUUUAUCCCCAAUUCUGUUAAAUUAUGGAAAGAAGCAGUCUCAUUGGAAGAUGAAACAAAUGCUUAUAUACUACUAAAAAGAGCAACUGAAUGUGUACCUACUUCAGUAGAUCUAUGGCUCGCACUCGCUCGCUUAUGCAGCUACAGUGAAGCACAAUCAGUUUUAAAUGAAGCUAGGAAGAACGUUCCUACAAAUGCAGAUAUUUGGAUUACAGCAUCCAAGUUGGAGGAAUCCCAAGGCAACGAUAACAUGGUUGAAAUAAUCAUUAAGAGGGCAUUGGAUGUGUUGGCCAAAAAAGGCGUGUUACAUGUACGCAGUACGUGGAUUGAACAUGCGGAGAACUGUGAAAAGUCAGGGUUCUUAAAAACCUGCCACGCAAUAAUUAAGAUGACAAUGGAAAUAGGUGUCACUGAGAUCAACAAGAAGAGGAUUUGGAAAAUGGAUGCCCAGGCUUGUAUCGACCAUGGUUGUAUUGAAACAUCCAGAUUCAUAUUUAUGAAUGCUACUGAACACAUAAAAACAAAGAAAUCUAUUUGGAUGCGGUGGGCUGAGAUGGAGAUGAAAUAUGGUACAACAGAAUCGGUAGAUUUAGUGCUGCAAAAGGCUGUAACUAUGUGUCCAAAAUCAGAAGUGUUAUGGCUCAUGGCAUCAAAGCAUAGAUGGAUUAGCGGUGAUGUACCAGGAGCAAGAAAGAUUCUAGCCACUGCAUUUGCCUACAACGAAAACUCCGAGGCCAUAUCCCUCGCCGCUGCUAAACUUGAGAGGGAUAAUAACGAAAUAGAGCGUACCCGAAAACUCUUGGAAAGAGGCAGGAAGCACUGUUCCACUGAGAAAAUCUGGAUGCAAAGCGUACAAUUGGAGAGGCAAGUUGGAGACUAUCCUACAGCCAUUAAGAUGGUAGACUAUGCAUUACAGCAGUUCAACAAGUUUGACAAGCUUUACAUGAUCGCAGCGCAAUUGUAUAUGGAAUAUAAUGAUGAUGCUGGUAAAAUUGAGCAUUAUUUGCGCAUGGGUUGUGAAAAUUGUCCCACAAGUGGUAGACUAUGGUUAGUGGCCAUUGACUGGUAUGUCACCAAGAAAAAUUACUCCAAAGCUAGAGCUGCUAUUGAGAUGUCAAAGAUCAAAAUGAAACAAAUCGCAGGUGAUGCUAACACCGGAGAUGACGAUUACAUAGACAUAAUUUGGCUAUACGCCGUGAAAGUGGAGAACCUUUGCGGUAAUGAAAAAAAUGCCAAUUUUACCAUGUCUUCGGCUCUUCAAGCAUGUCCUACCUCGGGUUAUUUAUGGGCAGAAGCUAUAUUUUUGGAAUCAAAGGCGUCUAGGAAUUCAAAAGCUGUAGAUGCGCUAAACAAGUGUAAUAACAAUCCAAUAGUCGUAUGUGCUGCAUCUAUAUUGUUUUGGAAUGAAAACAAGGUGGCAAAGGCAAGAAAAUGGUUUGACCGUUCUGUGACAUUGGAUGGAAGUGAUGGUUCAAUUUGGGGAAAUUUUAUGGCCUUUGAAAUAGACUGUGGCAACGAUAUAUCACAGAAGGAUAUAAUAAAUAGGUGCACCAAUGCUCAGCCAACACGAGGAUAUUUCUGGAAUCGGGUUGUCAAAAGGGUUAAAAAUUGGAAAUUGUCUUAUCCACAGAAAUUAUAUGCGUUUGUCCAAGAGUACCAUCCACACCUGCUCAGUAAGCUAACUGAUCCUGAGAUACUGAAUGUAAUGUCAAUCAAUUGA